UGAGAUCCUGUUCAUCUUCUGAUUUCUCGCCUUUUCUUGCCAUCUCAUUCUUUUACUGUUAAUCUGUCGAUCCGGUCGGUUUCCACCAACUCUUUACUUUCGUUCACCGUUACCUUCUGGAAGGGUACCUUUUUUCAUCAUCAUUACCUUUUUGAUCUAUAAUCCAACAGCAAUCUUUAACCUCGUCUCUCCUUCAAAAUGAAGUUCUCUAUCGCUGCCGUUGUCUUUGGCGCCUCGUCCGCCCUCGCCAGUCCUCUGGUCGAGCGCGAUCUGGUUGAGCGCCAGGCCGGUGCCGGCGCCUGCUUCGUCAUCGGCAAGACGACGCUCCCCAAGGAGGUCUCGGACGCUGCCGCGUCCAUCGCCCCCAGGGUCAAGUGCAACGCCGCCGUCAAGACCAUCGACGGCGUGCCCGACGUCAUCGAGGGCGACGUCGCGUUCAGCAAGAUCAACUUUGCCGAAUCCAAGCAGACCCCGCUGGCCUUUGCGCUCGAGAACUUCAAGACGGCCACGCCGCUCGCCAGCACGGACCUCAAGAAGUUCCAGGCGGAGGCUGACGUCUACACGGCCACUGAGGCCGGCAUCCGCUCCGUCGGCGGGAACUUCGCCCCCAUCAAGAUCCCCAAGUUCUUCCUGGCCAUGCAGAUCAGCAGGAUCCAGACCGCCCAGGGCAACCCUCCCAAGGCCCCUGGCCAGGACAUCGACCACCUGAGGGACAAGGUCCUCAAGAACUCGCCCAGGGAGAGCAAGGCGCUGCUGGACCAGGUCACACAGCUUGCUACCGUUCGCGCGUGAGCAAAUGAAAUAAGGUGCUUUCAUCGCCGGUAGCAGAUAAUUGUGUAAUAGCACAGUAUAAUAAAGCUGCUCCUUGAUGAUACAAAAAA
Molecule: messenger RNA, 881 nt
Organism: Pyricularia oryzae 70-15
Lineage: Eukaryota; Fungi; Ascomycota; Sordariomycetes; Magnaporthales; Pyriculariaceae
Exons: 2
Coding region: 199-792 (197 amino acids)
Source: RefSeq, a predicted model, not a curated record